UUUUAGAGUAACAGUUAUUAGAUAGAAAAUAUAAGUACAUUUUAAAUACAUGGAGGAAAAAAGACCAGCUCUAUCAUUUUUUGAUCGUCUGGAUCAACUCAUUAACCAAAAACACAAUCAACUAAAACUUCGUAAAAAGUUCGGAAAAAUAGAUAUUAAUUUUAGGGAUGUCUGGAAUAACACUCCGCUGCAUAAAGCUGUAAAAAGGGGUGACCGUGAACUGACAAGGUUACUAAUAAAGUCAGGAGCAUCUGUUAAUCAUAUAAAUGAUCAAGGUGACACGCCUUUACAUGUGGCAUCACGAUUCAGAACAGUCGUUUCUGCAUACAUCCUUCUAAAACACGGCUCCGAUAUUAACAGAAAAAACAAUCUUGGAUUUACACCUUUGCACGAAGCAAUACAUGCCGAAAUUGUUACAAUGGCAAAAUGGUCAAAAAUAAAUUAUUAUGAUGGUAUUAAAACUGAUGCUAAUAACGAGCCUCUAGGCUAUCGUGUUCAAUCUGAUUAUGAUAUUGCUGGUAAUGAGUUUCUUGAAUACUUUCCACAUAAUUAUCAUUUACCUAUUGGUGAAAUAGAUAAUACGGUUUUGGUUAGAAUUUUAGUCGAAGCAGGAGCAGAUGUUAAUCAACAGACUGCCGAAGGGUGGACACCAUUACAUUUUGCUGUUCAAAUCGGUCGUACAGAUAUUGUUGAUAUACUAUUGCAAAAUGGGGCCAGCGUUACCUUAACCGCGCAGAGCCUACCUGCACGUCUUCUACUCCAAAUGCCAAGAAAGAUUCGAAUGUUAUUUAGAAUAUGUUAUAAAGUAAUUAAUGACGAAACUACAAAUGUCCCUACUACUGGUACUACUGUAUUGCAUGAGGCUGCAAAAUUGGAUAUAACGGAUAUAGCAAAAGUUAUUCUAGAUAAGGGUGCUGAUAUUAAUGCACAAAAUUCUCAAGGAAAAACUGCCCUUCAUAUUGCCGUGGAAAAUUUUCAAUAUCAUAUGGUCAUAUUUCUAAUAUUAAAUGGGGCCAAUAUUAAUAUAAAAGAUAACUAUGGACAUAUUCCUUUAGAGAAUGUUUUUGUCUUAAGGGAUCCUUCAGAAUUUCCUUUUGAUUUCGAUUUUGACUUAUAUUUGGAUUAUCAACGAAAAUUGGUUAAAUACAUUGUUUUAUGGCAAUACCACCAGGAGUAUCUAUUUAUGAAAAAUUCUACAAUACAAUCUUGGUGGGACAAUUAUGAAGAUACUAUUCAUAAAAUGAAAGAUUGUGUAUUUGAGGGGAGUAAUAUUUCCUUGUACACAAUCAUCAGACACAUCUUUAAUAACCAACUGCUCGCAAUAUAUCUAACAAAUAAUUCAGUAAUCCAGUCAUUGCACUGUAUUGAUAGAUAUUGUGCAAUGUUUCCGGCGUAUAAAGAAGUUAUAGAGAUACUUCCACAUAAACUGAAAUCUGCAGAAGAAAGAAGAUCUUUAUUAAAUAAACUGAUUUUAGUAUAUAAUAGAGUUUUACCUCAAUUACCGCUAGAAAUUAUUCUUCAAAUUUGUAGUUACCUGAAUAACUCCGAUUUGAAAAAAUUUGUUCUAGCGCUCUGUGAUGUCAGUUGAUAAAACUGGUUAUACAUUAUAUAUUUCUAUAUUUUAGUAUAUUUGCAAAAAUAAGGACAAUAAAAAAUUAAAUCAUAAUGAAAA
Molecule: messenger RNA, 1672 nt
Organism: Diabrotica virgifera virgifera (western corn rootworm)
Lineage: Eukaryota; Metazoa; Arthropoda; Insecta; Coleoptera; Chrysomelidae
Product: putative ankyrin repeat protein RF_0381
Exons: 4
Coding region: 50-1588 (512 amino acids)
Molecular function (GO): protein binding
Source: RefSeq, a predicted model, not a curated record